AUGAAUAAAAUAAAAGCAAUCACAUUUGAUGCAACUGGAACCUUAUUUAAAGUUAGAGGUAGUGUUGGAAGUAACUAUGAAAAAAUAUUUACAAAAUAUGGAAUUAAAUUAAAUUCAGAAAAAUUAAAUAAAAACUUUUUAAAAAUAUUUUCAAAUUUGUCAAAAGAAUAUCCAAGUUAUGGUUAUGCAAAAUUGAACAAUGAUGGUAAAUUUUAUUAUGAUAAAGAUGGUAAUGAAAUAUGUGGAUUUAAAUGGUGGCAGCAUUUAAUGAAAUCAUUAGUUGAAACCUCAUCAACCAAUCUAUCAAAGAAUCAAAUUGAAAAUAUACCCAACGAGGCAUAUAAAGAGUUAUAUGAUUGUUUUGGAACCAACAGAAACUCAUCAAAGUUAAUUACAAAAGCAAACGAACAUGAAUUUUGGGAGGUUUACGACGAAGUUAUUCCAACAUUAGACAAAUUAAAAGAAAAUGGUAUUCAUCUAUCAGUCAUUAGCAAUUUUGACGAAAGGUUACACACCAUUUUAAAGAGUCUAGAUUUAAUAAAGUACUUUAAACUAACUGAUGACCAAAUCAACAGGGUAGAGCAAUUGUCAACAUUAGAAAAGCAACAUUAUUUAUUCCCAAAUAAAAGAUAUGAUUUUAUUACCACAUCCAUUGAAUCAGGUUACCAAAAGCCCAGUCCUCAAAUAUUCGAUUUUUCCUAUCAAAAACUGUUGGCUUCUCUCGACGAUCCAUCACUUAAAAAAGAUGAAAUUAUGUAUGUAGGUGACAGUGUUGGAAAAGAUUGUGUUGGAAGUUUUCAAUAUGGUUUUGUUCCAUGUCUUAUAAAUAGAUCAAACGAAACCCCAUCAUUUGAUAAAUAUGAAAAAGGAAAAGACUUACCUCUAUCAGAUUUAAAAAUUAUAAAUAACUUAUCUCAACUAUUAAAAAAACCAUAA
Dictyostelium purpureum is the source of this 936-nucleotide messenger RNA. RefSeq lists its product as uncharacterized. The transcript is spliced from 2 exons. The record is from RefSeq and is a predicted model, not a curated record. The coding region runs from base 1 to 936 and encodes 311 amino acids. Lineage: Eukaryota; Evosea; Eumycetozoa; Dictyosteliales; Dictyosteliaceae.